AUGGCCAUAGAAGAAGAAACAGCACUGGUUGUUGAAAGCUCUUCACCAACUCAUACUUUGAAUCACAAAAGAGAUGUUCAUAUUCUCUGCUGGGCUUUCCUUCUGAUUUUCUUGGCUUAUGGUGCUGUCCAAAACUUAGAAAGUACCAUCAAUACUGAAGGAGGUUUGGGUACCAUAUCAUUGGGGAUAUUAUACGUAUCGUUUGCAGUUUUUUCGGUGAUUGCUUCAUUGGUGGUGAGGAAGCUUGGGACGAAGAAUGCUUUGAUUCUUGGUUCCACCGGAUAUUGGCUGUUCAUUGCUGCAAAUUUGAUGCCUACUUGGUAUACUAUGGUUCCAACUUCUUUGUUCCUUGGGUUUGCUGCUUCAAUAAUAUGGGUUGGGCAGGGGACAUAUCUUACUUCGACCGCACAUAGUCAUGCAAAUGACUAUGACUUGCAUGAAGGAGCAGUGAUUGGAAAGUUUAAUGGAGAGUUUUGGGGGAUGUUUGCAUGUCACCAGCUCGUUGGCAAUCUUAUCACUCUUGCUUUGUUAAGAGAUGGAAAGGGAGAGAAAACUACAGGCACAACUUUGCUUUUUGUUAUGUUUCUUUGUAGCUCGACCAUAGGUUCAAUUCUUAUGUGCUUCUUGAGUAAAAGAAAUGAUAAAGAGGAAGAACUGCAAGAUUCUUUUGCCACCUUUUCUUCUUCAGUGGUAUCUCUGUUAAAGACUAUUUUGGCUCUAUUACUCGACAUUAGAAUCCUCUUGGUCAUCCCGCUUCUUGCAUAUUCAGGCUUACAACAAGCAUUUGUAUGGGCGGAGUAUACCAAAUAUCUUAUCAAGCCUACACUUGGCGAGCGUGGUGUUGGUGGUGCCAUGGCUGUUUAUGGGGUCUUUGAUGCUAUUUGUUCGGUCGCAGCUGGUCGACUUACCUCGGGUCUCUUAUCAAUUACAAUAAUAGUUUCUCUUGGAGCUUUCAUUCAGGCCAUUGUCUUGUGUUUGCUGCUGCUGAACUACAGUAUCUCCGGAGGACUGCUCAGUACAUUAUACCUACUUCUCAUCGGAGGCAUGUGGGGCAUAGGUAAUGGUGUAUUGAACACUCAGCUAAGUGCUUUUCUUGGAAUUCUCUUCAAGCAUGACCUGGAGGGAGCAUUUGCACAGCUUAAGCUUUGGCAAAGCAUUUCAAUUGCAGUUGUCUACUUUUUGAGUUCAUAUAUUUCGUUUCAGACAAUGGUUGUGAUUAUGCUCACUGCACUCUGCAUCUCAGUCGUGUGUUUUCUUUUUCUCACACUUCAGAUGGAGAAAGUAUUUUCCCGACGUGCUUCUUGA
This is a messenger RNA of Fraxinus pennsylvanica, 1305 nucleotides long. NCBI's taxonomy places the organism in Eukaryota, Viridiplantae, Streptophyta, Magnoliopsida, Lamiales, Oleaceae. The record is from the annotation of a GenBank genome assembly.